Kwoniella mangroviensis CBS 8507 is the source of this 2238-nucleotide messenger RNA. RefSeq lists its product as uncharacterized. Bases 1 to 2238 code for a protein of 745 amino acids. Gene Ontology annotation, molecular function: protein binding. Gene Ontology annotation, biological process: proteasome-mediated ubiquitin-dependent protein catabolic process. The transcript is spliced from 9 exons. Gene Ontology annotation, cellular component: Cul4-RING E3 ubiquitin ligase complex. NCBI's taxonomy places the organism in Eukaryota, Fungi, Basidiomycota, Tremellomycetes, Tremellales, Cryptococcaceae. The record is from RefSeq and is a predicted model, not a curated record.
AUGAGCGACGACCUACAUCCCGAUCUCGACGAAUUUUACGAUACAGUCGCAGGAGAUGAAGAUCAAUGGGUAGAUGAAGAUGAUGGAGGCAACUACCAAGUCUAUAUCGAUCCAGAUGAUUUCUUCGGUGAUGAAGAUGAUGAGGAAGAUGAUGAUGACGGGGAUUACAUAUUCGAAGAUGAUAUAGGAGAGAUAGACGAUGAAGACGAAGACGAAGAAGGAGAAUCCGAUGAAGAUAUGGGAAAUGCAAGAUUGAUAAUCGAUAAUGAAGAUGAUGGGAGUGCAGCUGCGCUGGCGGAAAUGCAAACUCUCUUACAGCGUCGUAGAGCUCAAGAGCUAGUUGAUGAAUUGCAAAUAGAAGAUCCAGAAGGUAAUUUGGAUAUAUCGACGUUGUUACAGAAUCUAAUUAGAAGAGGUAUGGUUACGACUGGUAGGCCUAGUGGGAAUAUCACAAGUGGUUUACGGGGACAACAAGAUGAAAGGAGGAGAAGAGAAAGAGAAAGGAAUGAUCCGAAAUGGAAAGCACCUAAAGAACCUCAAGCUGCUGGAUUAGAAUUACUGAGAUCUGGUGAAUUCGGGAGAGUAGGUCAAUGGAGGAUACCAAGCAAGAAAAGACCGAGAGUUACCAGUGGUUGGAUGAAUGGUUGGACAGGGCCAAAGAAAAAUUCACCUCACUCUCACGCAAUUGUACCGAAUACACCUGGAACGAUAGUUGCGUCUUAUCCUGCUGUUCCUUAUGUAGGUCAAUUCGCAAGAGAGGAUUAUUCAUUGUUCUAUACUGCCACCCAAUACUUUACCCUCCAUCUGUACUCAAUGAGCGAAUCGCGCAAGAACCGAAUUGGCUAUACCUCCAAUUCAAGAAAGAGAUCAAGAACAUCAAGAUCUCCUACUGUACCUACUCUUGCGAUUGGGACCCCGGCUGCUGCUGCUGCAGUAGAAGAAGAGGAAGAUGAGGAUGAAGACGAUGACGAUUAUGAGACUGAAGAAUCGGAUGAUCACGGUUAUUCAUGGGGUAGAGGGGGUCAGAUAGUAUCUGAAGAUACCAGUUUGAAGAAGAUCAAGAAGGUUCAGGGUGUUGAAGGGUCUUGGACUGUCACGGAUUGUGAUGCUGAUAAGAAAGGUGAAAAGAUGAUCUAUUCCUCGAUCACACCUUAUGUACAUAUGCUCUACACGGCUGAAUCGGAUCAAGAGCAUAUCGAAUUGGAUUUCUCGAGUACAAGGAGGAAUGAUAGGUUUGGAUACGACAGGUUCGGUAUCUGGAGUAUAAGGUUUUCAGCGGACGGUAAAGAAGUGGUAGCUGGAGCUAGCGGAGGUCAAAUUAUGGUCUAUGAUAUUGAUGCUCAGAGGAGGACUUUGGCUGUUAGUGGACAUCAGGAUGAUGUCAACGCCGUAUCUUUCGCCGACGAGUCAUCGACCAAUAUUCUGGUGUCAGGUUCCGACGACGGAUACGUGAAGAUAUGGGAUCGACGAUCUUUAUCUUCCUCCACACCAUCUGGUAUACUCGUAGGUGCCACCGAGGGAAUAACGUAUACUUCACCCAAAGGUGAUGGAAGGUAUAUCAUUGCAAAUUCAAAAGAUCAAGCUGCCAGAUUGUACGAUUUGAGGAAAAUGAGAUCGCCUAAUGAGUUUGAGGGAGAGAAAGAUGCGGUGAUUAAUUACGGUCAACAGAGAUUUGAUUAUCGAUCAAUGCAAUAUCCUCGACCUAAUCGAUUGGCGCAUCCCAAAGACUGCUCCAUAAUGACUUUCAGAGGACAUAGUGUGUUACGAACUCUGAUAAGAUGUCAUUUCAGUCCAAGAGAAUCAACGGGACAGAGCUAUAUCUAUUCUGGAAGUGCUGAUGGAUUGAUACAUAUCUGGUCAUUGGAUGGACGAGUACUGAACCGAGGCGAAGCGCUCCCCUUAAAACAACAAGGCGAAUACAAUGACCCCUCCGCCUCCGACCCACCUCUCCCCUCAUCAGCUCGAAGGAAUCUCGAUCAACCGUACUCAUCUUAUGGAAUGGGAUUCACCGUUCGGGAUGUCGCAUGGCACGGGUACGAACCCACAUUGAUGUCUACCUGCUGGGAGACGAAUGGACAUUAUAGAGCGGGUGGAAACGUGGCGAAACAUGAGUGGAAAGGGUUGGGAAAGAAUGGAUUGAGGAGGUUGGAAGAUUGGGUGGAGAAGAAACGGUCAGAAGUGGAAGAGACGAAGAGGAUGCCUGGUGGGUUUGGGGUUGUAAGUGAUAUGGACAUGUAA